This is a messenger RNA of Sinocyclocheilus anshuiensis, 1230 nucleotides long. RefSeq names its product GTPase IMAP family member 7-like. Gene Ontology annotation, molecular function: GTP binding. Bases 1 to 1230 code for a protein of 409 amino acids. The record is from RefSeq and is a predicted model, not a curated record. Lineage: Eukaryota; Metazoa; Chordata; Actinopteri; Cypriniformes; Cyprinidae. The transcript is spliced from 3 exons.
AUGGCUGAUACCAGUGAAUCUCUGCCAGAAAGAAGAAUUGUUCUUCUUGGAAAAACAGGAGAUGGCAAAAGCAGUACUGGGAAUACAAUUCUUGGAAAGUAUUUAUUUUCAAGUGCUGCUUCACCUGCAUCUGUGACAACUGAAUGUGCUAGCAAUGAAAACACUGUUUUUGGAAGAAAGAUCAGAGUUAUUGAUACACCUGGAUUUUUUGAUGCCGAUCAUGAUGAUAAGAAGAUCAAACAUGAGAUCAUAAGAUGUAUGAUUGAAUGUGCUCCAGCUAUUGAUGCCUUAGUCAUUCUCCUGAAGGCUGGGAGGUACACAAUACAAGAAAUGGAGACUGUGGAUAAAAUUGUUGAAUGUUGUCAAGAAAAUGCCUUUAAACACUCAGUGGUUUUAUUCACUCAUGGUGAAGAACUAAAAAAUCAAAGAAUUGAGGAAUUUGUUCAGAAAAGUCCAAAACUACAGGAGCUGGUUGAUAAAUGUGGAGGUCGCUGUAAUGUCAUCGACAACGAAUAUUGGAAUGAUUGUGAUUCGGGGUACAAGAGCAACAGGGUUCAGGUGAAAAAUCUGCUGGACAAAAUAGAUGAGAUGGUAAAAGUGAAUGGCCGCUAUACCAAUGACAUGCUUAAGAAGAUGGAUGAGAGAAUUCAAGAGGAGACUGACCAAAAUAUAACCAAAACCAUACACUAUAUUACAACAAUACAACGCACCGUACAACAAAACAAACCUCUUUCUUUGCAAGAGAAAAGAGAAAAAGCAAAGCGCAUUGUUCUUAAGGAAUAUGUGAAUAGGCUUGCAGGAGUGACGGCAGGGACACUGAUGGGUGCUUUUCUGGGCAUUGUUGUUGCAGUGGCAUCAGUUGUGACUUUACUUCAGCCAGAAAACCUACCAACAGUGAUACAAACAGUCAACGCAGCAGCACAAACUAUAAGUAACAUGCACACAGGAGAAAUAGGGCCCAAUGUGAAGGCUGCAAUCACUGCAGCGGCAGCGGGUGUCUUUUUCGGAGCUCCACCUCUUCUAGGAGCAGUUGUAGGAGGAGUUAAUGGAUACAAAGCAGCAAAAGAAGCCGAUUCAGUGUGUGAUGCAGUGAAGAGAGCAGCAGCAGAUGCAUGUGCAGAGAGGCCUUACAUGCAAAUGAGAUGUGGCUUUGUAUCGAAUGCUCACCAGCGCCAACUACAGGCUUUGGUGACACGCAGGCAACUACAGACACAGGCCUUGGUGAUGUGA